Molecule: messenger RNA, 828 nt
Organism: Porites lobata
Lineage: Eukaryota; Metazoa; Cnidaria; Anthozoa; Scleractinia; Poritidae
Source: the annotation of a GenBank genome assembly
GGCACAGAGGAACACAGGGCACAGAGGAACAGUGAGCGCAGAGGAACAGUAGGCACAGAGGAACACAGGGCACAGAGGAACAGUGAGCGCAGAGGAACAGUAGGCACAGAGGAACAGAGGGCACAGAGGAACAGUGAGCACAGAGGAACAGUAGGCACCAAGGAACAGUGGGCACAGAGGAACAGAGGGCACAGAGGAACAGUGGGCGCAGAGGAACAGAGGAACAGUAGGCGCAGAGGAACAGGAGGCACCAAGGAACAGUGGGCACAGAGGAACAGAGGGCACAGAGGAACAGUGGGCACAGAGGAACAGUGGGCACAGAGGACCGGUAGGCACAGAGGAACGGUGGGCACAGAGGAACAGUAGGCACAGAGGAAAAGAGGGCACGUCAGGAACAGAGGGCACAGAGGAACAGUGGGCGCAGAGGAACAGAGGAACAGUAGGCGCAGAGGAACAGGAGGCACCAAGGAACAGUGGGCACAGAGGAACAGAGGGCACAGAGGAACAGUGGGCACAGAGGAACAGUGGGCACAGAGGACCGGUAGGCACAGAGGAACGGUGGGCACAGAGGAACAGUAGGCACAGAGGAAAAGAGGGCACGUCAGGAACAGAGGGCACAGAGGAACAGAGGGCACAGAGAAACAGAGGGCACAGAGGAACAGUAGGAACAGUAGGAACAGAGGGCACAGAGGAACAGAGGGCACAGAGGAACAGUGGGCACAGAGGAACAGUAGGAACAGUAGGAACAGAGGGCACAGAGGAACAGAGGGCACAGAGGAACAGUGGGCACAGAGGAACAGUAGGAACAGUAGGAACAGAGAGACAUAA